Molecule: messenger RNA, 1954 nt
Organism: Protopterus annectens (West African lungfish)
Lineage: Eukaryota; Metazoa; Chordata; Ceratodontiformes; Protopteridae
Gene: KYNU
Product: kynureninase
Exons: 16
Coding region: 190-1608 (472 amino acids)
Biological process (GO): NAD+ biosynthetic process
Cellular component (GO): cytoplasm
Molecular function (GO): kynureninase activity; pyridoxal phosphate binding
Source: RefSeq, a predicted model, not a curated record
AUUGCAGAAAUCAGUGGAUGUUCCAUGCUGUAUGUGAAGCCAAGACUGUUUUCUUCAGACCAUUCAUCGAUUUUUAUAAGAAGAUUUCACAGCUAUUGACAGCAUUCUCAUACUAAGAUUAGUGCUUUGAAGUGUUGCUUUGCUGUGUACCUUUAAGAUCUGAAGAAGGACUUUUACUGAAGAUUCUAAAUGGAUUCACUCACCAGCUGCUCACCUCAUGCAAUUCUUGAGGACACUGCUUCCAAAAUAGGAUGUAGCAUGACCGAUGAAAAACUUGCUCUCUACCUGGAUGAACAAGACAAGCUGAGACAUCUGAGAGACUGUUUUCAUAUGCCCAAAGUUCGAGACUUGCCUGAAAUUGAUUCAGAACUGGUAGAUAAAGACCAGAACUGUGUAUACCUCUGUGGGAAUUCACUUGGUCUCCAACCCAAAAAAGUCAAAGAAUAUAUUGAUGAAGAACUAGACAAAUGGGCUAAAAUAGGAGUCCAUGGCCAUUUCCUUGGUACUCGUCCUUGGGUACUGGCAGAUGAAUGCAUUGCUGAACUCAUGGCAAAACUUGUUGGCUGUAAAGUGGAAGAAGUAGCAUUAAUGAAUGGUUUGACAGUGAAUUUACACCUUCAGCUGCUGUCAUUUUACAAACCUACUUCAACUCGAUGCAAGAUUCUACUGGAGGCCAAAGCAUUUCCCUCUGAUCACUAUGCUGUUGAGUCCCAAAUACGAUUUCAUGGUUUGGAUCCUAAGGAAAAUAUGUUAUUUAUACAUCCACGACAGGAUGAGGAAACUCUAAGAACUGAAGAUAUCCUUGAUGUUAUUGAAAGACAAGGCAGUUCCAUAUCUGUGAUACUGUUCAGUGGAAUCCAAUAUUACACAGGACAGCUGUUUAAUAUUCCGGCUAUAACAAAGGCAGGUCAUGCAAAGGGCUGUUUUGUUGGCUUUGACAUGGCUCACGCGGUUGGUAAUGUAGAACUUCAUUUACAUGACUGGAAUGUUGACUUUGCCUGCUGGUGUUCAUAUAAAUAUUUGAACUCUGGAGCAGGAGGAUUAGCUGGUGCUUUCAUUCAUGAAAAACAUGCUCAGACUAUAAAGCCUGCGUUAACAGGCUGGUGGAGCCAUGAAUUCAAGACAAGAUUUUGCAUGGAGAAUGAACUGAAGUUAAGUGAGGGAGUCAAUGGUUUUCGACUGUCAAACCCAUCCAUUUUGCUGGUCUGUGCAUUGCAUGCUAGCCUUGAGGUCUUUAAUCAAACCACUAUGAAAGAUCUAAGGAAGAAAUCCAUUCUUCUUACUGGAUACUUGGAGUACCUUGUAAGAUAUAAUUUUUCUCCAGACAAAACAGACCCAAAGAAGCCAUAUGUGAAUAUACUCACACCCUCAAAGUUUGAAGAAAGAGGAUGUCAGCUUUCUCUGUCAUUCUCUGUCCCAGUCAAAGCUGCUUAUAAGGAGCUUGAAAAACGCGGAGUAGCAUGUGACAUACGGGAACCAAAUGUUCUACGGAUUGCACCAGUACCACUCUACAAUUCUUUUCAUGAUGUGUUUCGAUUUAUUUCCAUCCUUGGACCUGCAAUUAAUUCAGCAAAUACUAGCAAAGUGGGAGACAAUAAUAAAUUAUAAUCUGUGUCAUGGUCAACACUGUGCUACAUUUGCCUAAUGGUUAAUAUUUGAAUAUUAAUGUAAGAUGUGAGGAAUAAUUACAUGUAACAUUCAAUCUUCUGAAAUUAAAGCACAUUUUAUAGAUGUACAACAGUAUACAUAGUUUCCCUAUACCAAACACUUACUUUGUGAGCAUUUUGUAGACUUGAGAAUAUCUUCCUCAAGCAGAAAGCUGUAGAUUAUAUUUAUUAUUUACUAUUAGGCUUUGACAAUGUUUAACUCAAAAAAAAUAAUGAUGAUGAGUUGUUGAUGGGUUAAAGAUCAUUCUAAGUUUCAAAUAAAUGGAAUAAAUAUUUCAUGGAUGUUA